UAAUGGAGGGACCCCGAAGUUUUCGGCUGGUCGGGACAAGCGAUGAUACAGCCGACAACUGUCGGCGACACGCUGCCUGCGACUACGGCAUUAUCAAGGUUGAGACUCCAGACUAGCCUUAGACGAUUCUCAUAUACACAUUAACCAUAAGCAUUUCACGUCGUUAUUUCUAGCUGGUGUUGUGAUGGCGAGGGUAACGAUAUCACGGCUACCUUCCUGGCCGUUCCUCCUCGCCUUCCUCUUCCUUUUACUGUCUAAGCCCACGCACUCCUUUUCCUGGUUCUCCUCGACUCUUCGCUCGCCUUCUCCGCCUGCACCUUCGUCGCAUUCAGUCGCACAGCCGUCAUCACCCUCAGGCGAAGGCACACGACGACAAAGCGGGGACGAGCGAGCAGAUGCAGGCAAAGAGCAGGAGGCGACAGCACGUGGGGGGACAUCGGAACGAAACCCAGUCGCACCGUUCGACGCGGAGAGCCUGAGCAUCACCGCGAGAAGCGGCGAGCGGAAGGGACGCGAGCUGCAGGAGCGCGCGGGGAGCGCGGUGAGCAGAGGGGAACGACGCGCGGACGGCAGCGUGGAGGCGUACGAGUCGGGGAAAACUGCGGAGGAGGAUAACUGCUGGGUGACGGCGUACCAGCAGCUGAUGGGGUCUUGUAAAGAGGUGCUCCGUAACGAGGCGUGGAAGGCGCAGCUCGCGCUUAGACUCACCAACUGCUUCUUAGCUUCUUCCGGCCGCGCUCCUGUCGACUGCCGCUCCAGCAGCAACAGCAGAGGCAGCGGCCUGCAGGUGUACAUGCAGGGGCGAGCGGAAGGGAGGGAGAAGCGGGAAGCGGGGGUGGAGGAGGAGAAUUGCAUCAAGAGCAUGAGCGAUCAUGAGCACUCGGUGUUCCUGGCGUUCUUCAUCGACGCGCCCAACAUGUGCCACUUCCUGCAGAGCGAGGUGUUCAAGAACGAGGUCGAGACGUCCGUCAACUCCCUCAAGCGCACGGCGCACUGGCUGGAGGAGCAGCUGGGGGAUCUCUCAGGGAGCGCCGAGGACAUGCAAGCCGCCGCACAGGCCUCUCUGCACCUGCAGCAGCGCAUAGCAGAGGAACAAGGCGCAGUGCAGCAGCAGGUGGCGGCCCUCUCCGAAUCCGCCCACCACGCACAGGCAGUGCUGGAGAGCCUCACAGGGCAGCAAGCAGCCAUGGCGGCCGAGAUAACUCAGGGAGUGCGCCACCUGGAGGACCAGGUGCAUGCUGUCGAUGCUGCCCUGCAGCAGUCGCUGCAGCAGCAGCAGGCGGCUGCAGCGGAGCAGGCAGCGGCGGCGCAGCAGAUGGAGGUGAUCCGGCAGCAGCAGGCAGCGGCGCUGGACCAGCACAGGCGAGUCCUGCAGGAGCUGUCAGAAAUGGCCACCGCAGAGCAGCGCAGCACGGGGAAAUGGCAAGAGGAGAUGGCGCAGCUACAGGAGGAGCUGCUAGCGGGGCAGAGGCAAGCAGCAGGGGAUAUGAAACGGAUCGCAGUGGAACAGGCGACAGUGGCUGAGCGGCAGAACGAGGUGAUGGGCGAGCUGGCAGCGCGUACAGUGGCGUACCAUAUGAGCUCGCAGCGGUGGCAGGCGCGCAUGUCGGAGGAGCAGCAGGUGCUGCUGGCGGUGCAGCAGCAGGUGGCCGGGCGGCUGAGCGCGGUGGCUGUGGAGGCGGAGCGGCAGCACAAGGUGCUUGCCACGUGGAACGAACGCAUGGAGGCCACUCAGGAGCAGCUGCUGGGGAAUGCAGAGAGGAUACUGGCUGUGCAGAACGACCUGUCUCGGAAGCAAGGCAGCAUGAUGCGGGCACUGGAGCAGUUCGCCUCUCUCUUCACCGCCAUCCGGAGCUACGCCUCCACCAUAUCCACCUUCCUCCUCUACCUCCUCCUCGCACCUCUCUCCCUGCUGCUCACCUGCUCCAGCCUCACCUCCUGCGCCAGGCGGCCCCUCCUCUCACUUGUGCUCACAGGGCUGCUGCUGGAGCUCGGUCUGCUAUCAGCCCUCUCCUCCGUCCCCAUGUCUCAAGGCCCCACACUCAGUGUGGUGCGCGGGCUGCUGGCUACAGCGGCACUGCUCGCCCUCUGCCUUGCGCCCUUCUUCCCCUUGCGAUUUUCGUCCUCAUCAUCACAUCCGCCUCACUCAGCCUCCAUCCCUGCCUCCACCUACAACCACACCCCAUUCUCAACCGCCCCCCACUUCACACCAGCACACGCACCACACGCAGCAGAUGCGGGCCUUGCCGCUGCUGCCACUGCCUGCUCCCCCUCUAACUUCCACCCACAUUGCUCCUGCGCCACUCCUCACCACCCUCUCCCUCACAGCUCCUCCCUCCCUCACUCCACUCGCACCCACCUCGCCACAGCCAGCCCGAACAGCCAGGGCACCUGCCUGGCCCCUCCUCAGUGCAUGGCUCUGGACGAGGACGACAGGGAGUGCGAGGGGCAGGGGGAGGUAGGGCCCAUAGAGGCAGAGGAGGCAGGAGUGGCAGGCCGGAUGUGGGGCGGGCCAGUGGAUAACGAGGACAAGCUGCCAGAGCUACAGCCGGACAGACAGGCGGCAAGGGGUUCAGGGGGUGAGGGGUGGCAGAGUGGGCUUGGGGAAGAGGGGGAGGGGCACCAGCAGCAGUGGGGCAGUCGAAGGUGCAGUGAAGGGGAUGGUGGGAGGGGAGAGAGGGCAAGAACCCGGGCAAUGGCACGGCAGGUUGUGGAGAGGAGCUUGGCACGGCAGAGGACCAGGCUGCAAGCAGCUGCCGCCUCUGGCUCAGCAGCUAGGCAAUCACACGAGAGUGUGGCUGAUUUGCUGGCGUCGUGUGACACAGCGGAGAGCGACGACGAGGCAGAUCCCGAUUAUACGCCACCUGCUCACAUCAGCAACAAGCAGUGCACCAGGCGAUACUUCCUCAGAAGCACGAAAGGAGGUUCUGAUUGAAUCCUUGGAGCACGCAUUAGAUGGAGCUUCAGUUGAAGUGUGGAAGCCUGAUGAGCUGCAAGGAACAUGCUAAGGAAAGGAAUCUAAAGAAUGAGCAUGGUUCGUAGGUGCUUACUAAGCGAUACAUGGCCUUGAAGAAAUGUUUGUAGAUAACGACUACCAAUGUAGAUCUCAUUGCUAGGUAUUGUUAUGACGGCGGGCCAUGCAUGCAUCGGCUCCACCUUGACAAACCUUGAUGC
This is a messenger RNA of Closterium sp. NIES-67, 3174 nucleotides long. The record is from the annotation of a GenBank genome assembly. Lineage: Eukaryota; Viridiplantae; Streptophyta; Zygnematophyceae; Desmidiales; Closteriaceae.